Molecule: messenger RNA, 1131 nt
Organism: Hibiscus syriacus
Lineage: Eukaryota; Viridiplantae; Streptophyta; Magnoliopsida; Malvales; Malvaceae
Product: chromatin remodeling protein EBS-like
Exons: 5
Coding region: 185-859 (224 amino acids)
Molecular function (GO): chromatin binding
Source: RefSeq, a predicted model, not a curated record
UGUAUUGUCUCCACCACCAUAGUACUUUCUUCUUGAAUGAGUUGUCUCCACUCUUCCUCUUCCACUGGGAAAUCUUAGGGUUUUGUCCAUCUUUCUUCAAUUCUCCCCUUAUUUGUUCGAAAGCUUUCCAUUUUCCCUUUCAAAGAAAAAGAUUUGAACUUUCCACCUCAAAACCCUAGCUUCCAUGGCAAAAACAAGACCAGGGGUUUCUGCUACCAAGGCCAAACAAGGCAAGAAGGACCUCGACUCUUACACCAUCAGAGGCACCAACAAAGUUGUCAGAGUUGGGGAUUGUGUUCUGAUGCGUCCUUCCGACAGUGGUAAGCCUCCAUAUGUGGCACGAAUUGAGAAAAUGGAAGCAGAUAGCAGGAACAAUGUGAAGGUUAGAGUACGGUGGUAUUAUCGUCCGGAGGAGUCACUUGGAGGAAGGAGGCAGUUCCAUGGAGCAAAGGAGCUGUUUCUGUCAGACCACUAUGAUGUGCAGAGUGCCUAUACCAUUGAAGGGAAGUGCAUUGUUCAUUCUUUCAAGAACUACACUAAGCUGGAGGAUGUUGGGGCUGAGGAUUACUAUUGUAGGUUCGAGUAUAAGGCAGCUACCGGAGCCUUUACACCUGACCGAGUUGCCGUGUACUGCAAAUGUGAGAUGCCAUACAACCCGGAUGAUCUCAUGGUGCAAUGUGAGGGAUGCAAGGACUGGUAUCACCCUGCUUGUGUGAGCAUGACAAUUGAGGAAGCAAAACUGCUGGAUCACUUUGUUUGUUCUGAAUGUUCUGAGGAGGAUGUCAAAAGAGCGCAGAACGGGUUUCAUCCAUCACCAGUAUCUGAUGUAAAGGUGGAAGCUAAACGGCAAAAGAGAUAAGUUAAUGAUGGGGAAAUUUUUGUUUCAUAGGGGCGAGAUUCCUUAUGCUGAUUUAGCUUGUUGGCUGCUGUUGUGUGAGUUGUAUAGCGUAGAAGUUGUGUUUUGUCCAAAUUGUGGCUGUUAGUAACUUACGUGCUGGAAUGGAGACAUCCGUGUCUGCGGUAGGUUAAGGAGAUUAAGUCUGUACGGGAGGAUUCAUUUGUAGUUUCCCUGAUGUUGAACCCAUAGUUGCACUACAAAAUAUUUAGAAUCUUGCCUUUCUUUUCGUGGCA